Molecule: messenger RNA, 2163 nt
Organism: Sinocyclocheilus rhinocerous
Lineage: Eukaryota; Metazoa; Chordata; Actinopteri; Cypriniformes; Cyprinidae
Exons: 2
Coding region: 1-1791 (596 amino acids)
Source: RefSeq, a predicted model, not a curated record
AUGAAAAUUGUAACCACUGUAAAAAACACUGGAAUAACAUCUGUCUUGACCAGCGGUUGCUCUCCAGAUCAGCCGUUCCUUAACGCCAAUGAGGAGGCUACAGAUAGUGAUGAUGAUGAUGAUGACAAUGAUGAUUAUGAGGAGGAGGAUGCAGAUCUUGAAAAUGAAGUCAGUGGUAAAGAUGAGCAGGGUGGGUUGACCGACCAGACGAGGGGAACAAUGUGUGGGUCUUCUGAACCAGAGUCCACCCAUCCUUCAGUACAGGGUAGUCUUCAAAAGCAAGACCAAGUCAAGACCGGUAACUUAAAAAGGAAAACCAGACGGCCCAAAACUGCAGACAAUACCUUUCAGGUGAAACUAAAGUACCGCCAUUUAAGGGGACCAAAGCGCUCACAAUCUGCCGAGUGUUUGUGUAGCAAAGCAGAAGGAUCAGAUCCUAACCAGCAACAAGGAAACCCGAGGAACAAGCAAACACCUCACUGGAGGAGAAAAAAUCAUUUGCCCGAAGAAAGUGUACAUGAGGGUCAUGUUUGGACAAAGAUUAGAAGAAAUUUAUCAGGAGGACAGUGCACAGCCAGGUACUAUGGCCUCCAGUAUGGCAGCAAAGGGCCUUUCAGGGCAAUACCUCCUAGCUCUCCUCCAAAGUUUACUCCAGAACCACCUGGGCGAAAUGCUGUCAAGAGGCUUAUUAAUACUUUUAACCAAGGGGUGGAGGACAAUUCAAGACAAAGUCCUUUAGACCAAAAACCAAUAAGUGUCAGGGGCAACAAGAAAUGCACUCUCCCACUGCUGCAAAACAGCAGAGGAGCUCUUACCACCAGUGGAAAUAUCAAAAAGAGCAUCCAUCCGCUUGAACCCAGACCUGAGCAACUGGAUAUAGACAGCCUCCCACCUCCACCCCCAGAGAUGCUCAUGGACAACUCAUUUGAAAGCAGUUUAGGGUUGCCCACUGAGGAGGGGGCUCAUGAUUUACAGUGCAGAGGGCAAAGACUCCGCACGUCAAUGCAAAGAGAGACUGUGCUCUCCAACCGGGCAAGCAGACAGCGAGGCUCCAUGAGCUUCUCAACGACUCAGCCCGUCAGGCAAGAUGCUUUGCCGGGUUCCUGCAUUGAACAGGAAUACAAAAAAGUGAUUGAGCUGGAUUCUGAAAGAGAUGCAGCACACACCCUUGACCAGAAAUUUAGAAAAGUUGUUCAUCUGCCUGCAGAGUCUUCAGCCAAAACAGCCCCGACUAAUGCAGGUUUGCAAGGUUCCACGCCUUAUCAAGAAUGUGAAAACCACAAUGAGGGCGAGAAUGCCACUAUGCAAGCAAAAACAUUUCCACCAACAACUCCACCUGUCUCGAGGGCACGGCCUCCACCCUCCUGUCCCACUGUGCGCCACGCAGUGCCAAGUCCUCCAUCCACAACAUCUGCCACCUCUAGUAUACACAGAUGUGCGAUGGCCGAAGAAAACAGCUUUCCUGCUUCUGGGACACAAUCAUUUUGUGAUGCUCGGGCCAUGUUCUGUAAGGAGAGCCAAUCACUCCCUCACACAUGGACGCAUUCAUGUACGUCUACUUUACCUCGGCCAUGGGGAGAACCUGCCAGAGGAAGACUGCCAACUACUCGUCUUCAACCUUCUUUUAUGGGAUGCAGCCCAUCAGGUCAAAGGUCAUCCCACAGUGAGCAGCCACAGUCAUUGUCUAAUGCCAAACAACAACAGGGCCAGAGCAAUGACGUCACACCUUUGACCAGUGAGGGGACGAUCCCAGCGUCUAUGCGAGCAGACGGCAGCGGCACAGACUGCUGAUCUGAACACACACAGCGCAGCGGGGAGAUUACAGAUUAGUUUAAGGCCUUUUCUCUCUCCUGAGACCUCGAUAUACACGGAAACAUUUCCAAUAAAUAUAAACACCAUGACGCUUAAAAGAGCUUAGAAGUUUAGAAAAACACCUGCCUGUGUAUAUGUGUCCCUGUGUCUCAAACUGUCUACUUAAUCUGUCAUUUAAGCUCAUGUUUACUCUUCUAUUUGUAGCACGAUCUUCCUUUUGGUUUUGAUACGUAACAAAGGAUUAUUAAUUUCAAUCUGAGAGGCAUCAAAAAGUAACAUUUUCUUUUUUCAUCCUUAUUUAACAGGAGCCAGUUACUGUAACUUACUACUUGUUAGAAAUAUAUAAUCAGG